GAAAAAGACAACUACAUCCUCCACGAUCCUCCCACCACGGCCAGGUUAAGUACUUAGACUCAUGUCCCUCGCAAUCCGUUGCUAUCGCGCUCGGCCAAAUUGCAUUCUCAGUCUAUAUACUACUACUCAUCCACCACCAGGCUCGCCGCAUCCCAUUCGAUUGGGCUCAGUGUCUACCAAACCAGCACGUUCCUUUACUAGAAUGUCCUCCAGCGCACCCACAAAAGAAUGGCUCGUCCAUGUUCCCGACUUUCCUGGAGCUCUUGAUAAACGUCUCGCUGCUCGUCCCACGCAUCUGGGCAACCUCAAGCCAGCCAUUGAAGCGGGGAAGGUGGUCUUCGGAGGAGCAACUCUGUCUAAACAGCCUGCUGAGGGUGAAGCACCGGAUAUGACAGGCAGUGCUAUGUUGAUCAAGGCUGACAGUGAGGAGGAGGUGCGCAAGAUCUUGGAAGAGGAUCCGUAUACCAAGGGCGGUGCGUGGGACGUAAAGAAUGCGAAGAUAUGGCCCUUUAAGUGUGCCGUCAGAACCGCUCUGUGAAAGAAAGAAAAAAUUCCGAAAGGAGGAUCGAUAGCACAUAUGAAGGCUCAGCGGUCCUUCGCAGUUGGAAAUAGGAGAAGGCGUUGCUAGCGAGACUCAAUGCUGUUGCCUCAAUGCUAUGACCAGUCUGCAGCAAACUCAUUGGAAAGGACAACAUCAUCAAAGCCUACACCUCGACCAGGGCAAUUUGUGCUCUUUCAGGAGACUCUAGUCGAGGUUGGCUGCAUAUCAACUCCGGGUACGAACGAGUCUUGUGGUACAUGGCUGGUUUACAUGGUGGAGGAAUUGCUGCAAUAGUCAGCCUUCUUCACGAUAUUGAGCAACAACACUAACAGCAAACCGAGAUGACUACUAUGAAACCUUGACAAUUGACAUCAUCAGACAGAGGCGUCAUGGACACAGUGCAGAAUGAGACAGAGAAGAGUGACUGGAAUUCGGUGACGUGCGACUCUUGUGCCAUUCCUGCGGGUUGCCGGGUUUCCUUCCACCUUCCCUUCGUUUGCGUGACGGAUCAAAAGAACAAGUCACUACUCUUGGU
Messenger RNA from Exophiala xenobiotica, 1076 nucleotides. RefSeq lists its product as uncharacterized. The record is from RefSeq and is a predicted model, not a curated record. Lineage: Eukaryota; Fungi; Ascomycota; Eurotiomycetes; Chaetothyriales; Herpotrichiellaceae. The transcript has a single exon. Bases 62 to 538 code for a protein of 158 amino acids.